Messenger RNA from Chelmon rostratus (copperband butterflyfish), 1071 nucleotides. RefSeq names its product adenine nucleotide translocase lysine methyltransferase (gene antkmt). The transcript is spliced from 6 exons. NCBI's taxonomy places the organism in Eukaryota, Metazoa, Chordata, Actinopteri, Chaetodontiformes, Chaetodontidae. Gene Ontology annotation, cellular component: mitochondrion. Gene Ontology annotation, biological process: regulation of mitochondrial ATP synthesis coupled proton transport; peptidyl-lysine trimethylation; positive regulation of proton-transporting ATP synthase activity, rotational mechanism. The record is from RefSeq and is a predicted model, not a curated record. The coding region runs from base 49 to 732 and encodes 227 amino acids. Gene Ontology annotation, molecular function: protein-lysine N-methyltransferase activity.
GACAUAUUUCUUGUUUAUUACUUAGUUAAUUACUACAACCACAUAGGAAUGGAUGAUGAUGCACCAGAUGAGGCCUUUGCUGAGCUCAAGACCAGGCAUAUCGGAGGGUGGGGUGUUGCUCAGUUAGCCGCUGGCACUGGGCUUGCUGUAUACGCUAUGUGGGUGGGAAUCCUCCAGCCUGGCUUCCGAAAAGUACCUUUGAAGCUACAGGUCCCGUACAUUCCUGCCAGCAAAGCUCAAGUAGACAAUGUAAUGACAUUGCUGAGAGGUCGAAAAGGAGGCCUUGUAGAUUUGGGAUCUGGUGAUGGCCGCAUUGUCUUGGAAGCCCAUCAGCAGGGUUUCACUCCUGCUGUUGGUUAUGAGCUCAACCCAUGGCUUGUUCGCCUGGCCCGCUUUCAUGCAUGGAGAGCAGGCCAUCAUGAAAAAGUUUCAUACCGACGAGAGGAUCUCUGGAAGGUCGACUUGACAGGAUGCAAGAACAUCACAGUGUUUUUGGCUCCUAGUGUGCUUUCGUUACUGCAACAGAAGUUGCAGGCUGAGCUUCCUGAUGAUGCCUUAGUGGUAGCUGGUCGUUUUCCCUUACCUGACUGGACACCCUGCAGGAUUGAGGGACAUGGUGUGGACAGAGCCUGGGCAUAUACCAUGCAAGCACAAAGACUGCACACCUUCAAAAAAAAUGACACAGUUACGGAUAGCGACAGUAAACUAACUAAGGAGAAAGAAUCCACUUGAAGCUACAUGGUUGUUUGUAGUGUUUUGCCCUCUUGAAUGGUACUAUGGAAUUCUACUGAAUAUCAUUAACAUGCUGCUUAUGAGAUAUGUAAAUAUCCUUCACUGGAAUAUUGAGGAUUUUGAACCUAACUGGACUGUCUGAAUACAUUUUGACUACAUCUACAACCACAUGUGUCUGACAAAAUAUUGUGGUGCAGACAUGGCAGCAUACAGCGAUGAGCAAACAUCCAUCCAUUAUCUAUACACCGCUGAAUCCUUUGCAGGGUCUCGGGGGGGCUGGAGCCUAUCCCAUCUCUCGGGCGAAGGCAAGGGACACCCUGGGAAGGUCGCCAGCCUACC